AUGUCAUUGUGUGAAUUCCCACCAGAAGAAUUGAGACAAAUAUUCCAGAAAUAUUUAGAUGAAUUAAACCGCAUAUUUUAUUAUUAUAUAAAUAUAUCAUUAAUUUAUACAAUAUCUCAUGGAAAUAAUGAUAAGGAUAUAAAAUAUUAUGUACCAUAUUAUGAAAAAUUUUCACGAAAAUAUAAUGAAAUAGCAGAAAAAUGUAAUUUUUAUAAAUGCAACAAAUAUUGUAAAGAAUUAUAUAACUUGGGAAAUGACUAUUAUAAUGCUCGGCGUGAGUUUAUUCUACGUAAUAGCGAUUAUGUAAAUAAAAUACCAGGACUAUCAACAAUACCAAAUUGUUCUAAUUAUAAUAAUAAUGAUGAUGAAAGCUUGGAAUGUGUCGACAUGAAAUACUUGAAACAGGAAAAUAAUACAAAUGAUAAACUACACUACUCACGAGUUUUAUUUUCAUUUAUAUAUAUACUUAUUCCUGUUUUGUUAUUAAUAAUUUAUAAGUUUAGAUCCUUUGAAAUUUGGAUGAAAUCUAUGUUUAGAACUGGAAUCCCACUUACAGACAAAGUAAAAGAAACCUCUCCAGAAGAAACAAAUGUUAUUGAAAACGAUACUGAAGACGAAAAGAAGGAAAAUCAAGUGUCGGAAGAAAAUGAAAAAGAUAAAAAAGGUGAAGAUCCUGAGACUCAAAUAAUAACGAAUAUAACACCAGCAAAUACAUGA
Molecule: messenger RNA, 717 nt
Organism: Plasmodium vinckei vinckei
Lineage: Eukaryota; Apicomplexa; Aconoidasida; Haemosporida; Plasmodiidae
Product: PIR protein CIR protein
Exons: 2
Coding region: 1-717 (238 amino acids)
Source: RefSeq, a predicted model, not a curated record